CCACUCCCUGCUUCUCUCUCUGUGAGCUCGAGCCUCUCUUCCCCCCUCUCAUUGCCUUCACGAGCUCUCCUCCUGAAACCUGCGCGAGGCGGCCACUGAAGCGCGAGCCGAUUCCCCCCUUCUCCCCUCGUCAUUUCAGUCAACAUGGCUACAAUUGUAACCUCGACCAGAUUCACAGACGAGUACCAGCUGUACGAGGAGCUCGGAAAGGGUGCCUUUUCAGUCGUCCGCCGCUGUGUCAAGAAGUCCACCGGCCAGGAGUAUGCUGCCAAAAUUAUUAACACAAAAAAGCUCUCAGCCAGAGAUCACCAGAAACUCGAGCGGGAGGCAAGAAUCUGUCGUCUGCUCAAACAUCCAAACAUAGUCCGACUCCACGACAGCAUCUCAGAGGAAGGCUUCCAUUACCUCGUCUUUGACCUUGUCACUGGGGGAGAGCUGUUUGAGGACAUCGUUGCUAGAGAGUAUUACAGCGAGGCAGAUGCCAGCCACUGCAUCAAUCAGAUCCUGGAGAGCGUCAGUCACAUCCACCAGCAUGACAUUGUGCACAGGGACCUCAAGCCAGAGAAUCUUCUCCUGGCCAGCAAGAUGAAGGGAGCAGCUGUAAAGCUUGCAGACUUUGGUCUAGCCAUCGAGGUGCAGGGGGACCAACAGGCAUGGUUUGGUUUUGCGGGAACUCCAGGAUACCUGUCACCAGAAGUGUUGAGAAAGGACCCGUACGGCAAACCUGUGGACAUAUGGGCAUGUGGUGUGAUCCUGUACAUCUUGUUGGUGGGCUAUCCUCCCUUUUGGGACGAGGACCAACAUAAAUUGUACCAGCAAAUCAAGGCUGGUGCAUAUGAUUUUCCUUCUCCAGAGUGGGACACUGUGACCCCCGAGGCCAAGAAUCUGAUCAAUCAGAUGUUAACGAUUAACCCUGCCAAACGGAUCACCGCCGACCAGGCCAUCAAGCAUCCAUGGGUCUGCCAACGCUCCACUGUGGCCUCCAUGAUGCACCGUCAAGAAACUGUGGAGUGCCUGCGCAAGUUUAAUGCCAGGAGGAAACUCAAAGGAGCUAUCCUCACAACUAUGCUGGUGUCCAGGAACUUUUCAGCAUGCAAAACCUUACUAAACAAAAAGUCGGAUGGAGUGAAGUCGCAGGGGAACAACAGUAAUAACAGUGUAGUAAGCAGCAGCAGCACCAAAGACAGCAGCAUGUCAUCUACAGCACCAAUGGAAGCCCAGACAACUGUUGUACACAACCCAGCUGACGGCACCAAGGGCUCCACAGAGAGCUGCAAUAACACAGAAGAGGAGGAGAUGAAAGGUAGGAAAGCAGCUCCCUGUGAGUCUACUAGCAAAGACAGCGCAGUGCUAAGCCUGUGCAGUACUGCUGAGGAGCAGACCAAGACCCUGCCUCCUCCCUGCCCACCACCCACCUCUCGUCCCCUACAGGAGGCUGGUAGCAGCCCCAGUGUUCCUCAGACCAGUCCAGCUAACAGCUCUUGCCCUGAGACCACUCUGUCGCCCCCUGCAGGCAGCAGCUGUAAACCCCAGCAGACUCGUAAACAGGAGAUCAUAAAGAUGACGGAGCAGCUGAUCGAAGCCAUCAACAAUGGGGACUUUGAAGCUUACACAAGAAUCUGCGACCCUGGACUGACUUCUUUUGAACCAGAAGCCCUCGGAAACCUGGUGGAGGGCAUGGACUUCCACAAGUUCUACUUUGAGAACUUACUGAGUAAAAACAGCAAACCAGUCCAUACCACCAUCCUCAACCCCCACGUCCAUCUGAUUGGAGAAGAGGCCGCUUGCAUUGCCUACAUCCGCCUGACGCAGUACAUCGACAGCCAGGGCAGGCCGCGCUCCUGCCAGUCAGAGGAGACGCGUGUGUGGCACCGCCGGGAAGCCAAAUGGCUCAAUGUGCACUUCCACUGCUCAGGAGCACCAGCGGCACCCCUGCAGUGAACUGGUGGCCCAGGCCUAGCUUUGCCUGAACUAUAAAGCUGUUUGGAGCAUUUAUUCUCCGUGGUCGGAUUGGUACCUGGAUCCUGGCCGGGAAGAGGCUGCUUGGAAAACUUAUCAAAAACAUAAAAGUUGGGAAAAUCUAUCAUAAAUUUAAAAAAAAAAGAAAAACUAACUUUUAAAUUUCAAAAGCUUUGACUGAGCGACUGACCACACCGACCAACACUGAUCCAGUCUGAACCCUGGCUAGAGGAGGGUGGGGCCCGGCUGACGUCAGCCCCUGUCUUGCAGAAGGUGCAUGUUUCUGGGGCGACACGGGGGUGAUGCUGUCCUGCGCCUUGUCUCCCAUGGCCUUUAUUUCCCCCCUUCUUUGUUUUGUCUGCUGUCUGGAAAAAGUAUUAACAUGUUAAAAAUAUAAAUAUAUCUAUAUAACAGAAAAAACACUUUUACACACACCGUGAAUGCGGACGGAGCUGCAAGUUAAACGUGGAAAGUGUGAUGUUUUUCUGUUCUGUCUCUGGAAAACAGCAGAAGGUCUACUUCAAUAGAAGCGUUGUUAGUUUUUCAUUUAACAGGUUUAUGUGUGUGGGGAAGGAAACAAAUAAUAUCUACUUAAUAUCAUAAUUUAACAGCCAUUUUUGUGUCUGGUUUGAGUAUAUGCACACAAUGUUUUUAAAGGGUUUAGACGUUGUAAUACGUUACUGAAGGGACCUUUAUUUUUAUUUGUCUUUUUGUAUGAUGUGUCAUGAAGCUGUUUGUUUUUAUCUCUUGAAUGAUGUAUUUUAAAUAACUUUGUGUUGACAAAGGAUCCUUUUUAAUCAAGCUGGGGACUUAAUUUAACAGAGUUGUGUAUAAUUAGAUAUUUAUAUAGGUGAGAAAAGGGGAAACCAGAGUUAAAUUAAGGGGUGUAGGGAGGGGAGAUAAGCAUGCAAGUUGGUGUUUUUGUUCUGCUUUGUUGUCCUGAGGUGUAAAUACACACACAGACACGUACACACACGCACACACACUCGAGGCCCCUGUGCUCCAGCCUCUCUUUCGAGUUGAGCCUCCUUUAAACUUUAAAAACAAAGUCCAGGUCAGCUCAUCCUGAAGUUGCAGAAGGCCUUCACCUGUCUACCCCUGCGUUGUUUGGUGGGGUCACCAGCCCCUCAUAUCUCUGUACUACCUAACCUGAAAGCACGGACACACUCCCAGACAACUUUCGGGGAUUCCUUUGCUCUGUUUUUGUGUGUUUUUUGACGUGAAGCAUGAACUUUGGCCUGCACUGUUUUUGCACAGAUACUUGAGACUCGAUGCUGUUGUGUUCUCUCUUCUGUGGGAGUGAACCUUUUUGCAACUUCAGGGUUACGCUCGCCUAAAUCCUUCCUUCCUUCCCUCCUACCUCUGUCCCUUUACUUCCAUCAUUCCUGUCUCCUUAAAUCUACCCAUUGCUGUCUUCGUAGCACCACGUCGUGUGAUGAUGAUAAUGAUGUCACCCUUAUGCCUGUCUCCUGUUGUGUUUUUAAAGUGUGUGUGUCGUCUGUCUUGGCUUGCUGUGUGACGUCCUGGCACUAAAAAUAAAAGCAUGUUAAAAAGGGAAUGCAGCCGUUGGAUUGGACCAAAAAAGAAGGUGUAACAGGGUGAGGGCUUUGCCUACUAAAGGGCUGUGGGACCAUAGCUGAUGGCAAUCAAUGGAUUUUGUCUCCUUUUGUCACAGAUUCUGUUGUAAAUGUUGAACUCUUAGUGUUUUAAUGUUGAGAUUUAUAUCAAUUGUUUUAGCAAGAACUGUAAAAAACGUGGGGUUAAAAUGAACGGAGGCUGAGACUGCCACGACCCUUUUUUUUACUGUCCCCUGUCGUCCCCUCACGCACACACACACACACACACACACACACGCACGCACACACGCACACACGCACGCACGCACGCACGCACGCACACACGCACACACACACACACUGAAUGCUGAAUAAUCAGGUGGAAACACCUCACACACUCCUGUGGCUGAUGAUAUUUGAUUUCACAACACUGUAAAAGCACAUGAGUCUGAAGAUUCUCCCUUUAAAGAGGACUAACAUAUCUGUGUGUCAGUGUGUCGUUUUUGCACUGUGUCGUACAAACUUUGUGAGUGUGUGACUUUGUACCGGCCGAGGUCGUGGAAGCUUGUCGUCUGUCCUGUUGUGCUUCGCUGCUCCAUAGUAACUCAUGCUAACACCAGAGUGAGGCUUCAGAUCAUCAGACACCGUCGUCUAUGUUUGUACGCUGACGCUGACGCAGUCCAGCAGAUUUUAAAAAUCGUUGUGAUCCAUAUGUGAGACCCGCCCUCCUGUAUCAGUCACCUGUGCUCCUGUGACAUGCCAUCAAAACUGUGCCCCCCACUCCCACAAACCCCCCUACCAUAACGACCAACCAGAACUUAAACUACGUGAUGUAUUUUUAUGACUCAGUGGUUCUGUUUGUGCUGUGGCCCAAUCUGAUGAAGUGUUUUUUCUUUCUUUGUGUGUCACACAGUCAUGGGGAUGUUUGAGAGUAAAAUACAGUUACACUUUACAGGAUUCUUAAAAUGAGGCAUUAGAGGGAGCAGCCAGCUGUUUAAGAUGUAUUUCCCUUUUUAAUUGAUGAUGAAGUUAGGAAAAAACUUCAACCACAGAGGUGAUGGAGCAGGAAAAGCACUGGUGUAAACCAUGACAUCACUAAAGGCUGUCUGUCUCUCUGUUUGGAUCAUGAUAUCACCCUGAGGUGGGUUUAUUUAACAAAGGAAAAACCUCACUUUAAUUGAAAUUUCAACAAUUGGACAAAUACAACUCUCAUACACUUGAACAGUACACCCAAUUAAAAGCCAGAACAGGGCAGAAAUGCAUGUAUGAUGCAUUCUCAGUUACAAUCUUCUAAUCACUGACAGUGAAAGGGUAUUGAUUGAUCUUAAUUCUUAAAAACUGUCUUGACUUCUCUUUUAGUAACCGUCUCACAUAGUUACACCUGUGCUUUCCCGCUCUGCUCUGCUUAGUCAAAAUCAGUCAAAUCUGAACCUGUGAAGUCUGAAGAGGAGGCAGCUUGGUGCAGUGAGCCCACUCAUACAUUACACUCUUUAAUGGUCUCUUGUGUAACAGUGGUUUCCAAUCUUAGACUGUAUAAAUAAGGGACGUAGUAUCCGUGAUGUCACCCAUCUGUUUCUGAAGCGCUGUUUUGAGGCCAAUCAUUGGUGGGAGCCAUAUUGCUGCUGUCGAGUGAUUGUUACGUAACGAGGCGGGCUUUGAGCCUCCUAGCCAACAGCUAGUGUUCCCACCUGUCAAUCAAGUCAGCUGUGUCUCUAAUUGGAAGACUCGUAAUCCCAAUAUCUUCAAAAUUGCUGCGUUAGAAAAAAGGUAAACUUAGAAAAAAAUUUACCAUGAGCUAUCCAGACUACACUUGUCUUUUGUACCAGACUGUAAACAUGUUUAUUUCUGCUGUAAAGAUCGGCUUUUUUGAAUUGGUGUGUAUGUGGUUUCCGGUACUUCUGGAGCCAGCCUCAAGCGGAUCCUUGAUGAACUGCAGUUUUUAGCACUUCCGCAUUGGACUCAUAUUUUUAGACCGGAGGUUUCUGCUUGUUUCCAAUCUUUGAAAGGAGGUAGUGAUUUCACAAGGCUGCCUCAGAGAUGUACCAAGAUACAACAUCUGAAAUUAACAAUGAUAAAAACUUUAAUUUGCUCUUCCGCUCUUGUUAAAGCUACUCUGAGUAGUAGAUCAUAUUUCAGUGGAAUAACAAAUUUAAAAGAACACAUCUUUGUUUACCAGACCUCACAUUAGAUUGCCUUGUGACCCUCUGAUUUAUCGUGACCUCAAGUUGGGAACCACUGUUGCAAAAUCAAAAUCAAUCACCACGACUAUGAUUUAUUUCCCCAUCAUGCAGCUCAAUAACUUCAGCUGAUAGAUCAAGUGUUUCUUUAUCAUAUAUAACUCACUCUUCAUUGUCACCAGCCUGUGUGGAGGAGAGCUUCUUAGAGGAAACCAUCCAGCCAUGCAGACACUGGAUUUUAUCAAUCAGGUUUUAGAUAUUGCUUCACCUUUCCACAACAAUAGAGGCAAACUCUAAUUCUAAGAACCAUAAAUUUAUAAUCCAGCUGCAAAAUCUCCUCCACAAACAGCACCUGUUACUAUGAACAAUUCACAGACUUCCACAUGGGGACCAUUGUGACUGUUGAAAAUAUUUCUGAUGAAAACUGUUCACAGUAACUUGAAGGUGUCUGCACAGAACUGAGAUUUUGCUGUUCAAUUUUUUUUAAGUAUAACUUCUACAUGAAAUCAAAGUGAUCUGCAUGGCUGACUGGUGCUGGAGCUAAGUGAGGAAAUGUUGGAUGAACUGACCCUUUAAAACGGUUCAUUAACCAGACAUGUCUGACUGUAGGUCAUCAGAUAUAGUAAUAACAGGCACACAGGAGCUGAAAGUCUGAACACAGCAACCCAGCUAACCAAUCAUCUGAUAGUGAAGCAUAUGGAGGCAACGAAAGGUCAAUACAUUUCACUUUAAUGACACUUAUAAGCACAGAAUACUUUGAAUGCCACUUCAUUCUCUGCAUUGAAAUAUUUUACUUUGAAAUUAAAUCGUCCCUAAAUUGAAGAUUUAAAAUAAUCCUCUGUUGUGGUUUUAUGUUGUCACUGAUUUUGUUCAUCUUAUGUUAUUUGACGCACAAAAUUAAACUGCAGGAUAUCAUUCAGAUUUUUCAAUUUGAAUUCAACAACUUUUUGGCUUUAAAUUUGAUCAAUUUGACCUGAAUGACCAGAAUUACGUUUUGGCCGUGUUUAAGAUCAAUAAAACAAACUCACAUUUUAAUAUUUAUCAAAGGGACUGUUUUGAAUUCAGUGGAAGUAAUUUAAUUCCACAUGAAUUUGAAGUUAGUGACCUUUCUUUGUCUCCAUAGCAGCUUUACAAAGUGACAUUCCUGCUUCAGCUGAGGCAUCCUUGAGAUCCAUUCUAAUGUUACUGAUCACAUACUAACUAGACAGGGUAUGGACUUAACCGUCUAAAAGUUGUAAAUAGGAAACGUGACCAAAUAUAAACUUUACACAGAUGAACUCUGGGCUGAUCGCACCAACUACCUACAAGAGAAAUCCAAUCCACAGUGGUUUUUGGUUUUUUUUUUGCUUCAUUUAAAACUCAAGUUCUAAAAAUGCAAAUCUGCAGAAGUAAAAGAACCAUCAUUGAUUGAACAUUUGCUAAAUACUUUGGCAAAUGUUUGCUAAAUGUUGGAUUAAAGCACCUGACUGAACUGAAGGGAAGAUCCUUGAAAUGCUUCAAUCAUAUGUUAAAAAGAGAUAAUUAACAACCACAAUCUUUAACAGCAACACUAUAUAUGCAGUUUUACAAAUGGAAGAAAUAUGCAUGUCUACUUUCUGGUAAUUUUUCACUGUUACUUGAUAAAGAAAUGGAAAUCUAUGUUACUUGCAUCCUCCAGGUUAUGAAAUGGCUCCGUCUGAGAUAUCCAAAUCAACUGUUAUCUCAUAGAGCAUAAAAGAUUAGCAGAAGCUGAGCUUGUAUGUAAGUACAUUUAUUGCAUCGUAACCUUGUACUACAAAGGGGCUACAUAUGUCUAUACUCUGAGUUUCAAUUGGAUGCUGGAUUUUUUGCAUGACCAUACAGUUAAUAAACAUCAUACAUUAAAAACGAA
Messenger RNA from Notolabrus celidotus (New Zealand spotty), 7562 nucleotides. Its product is annotated as calcium/calmodulin-dependent protein kinase type II subunit gamma. Gene Ontology annotation, cellular component: cytoplasm; neuron projection. The record is from RefSeq and is a predicted model, not a curated record. Gene Ontology annotation, molecular function: calcium/calmodulin-dependent protein kinase activity; ATP binding; calmodulin binding. Lineage: Eukaryota; Metazoa; Chordata; Actinopteri; Labriformes; Labridae. Gene Ontology annotation, biological process: protein phosphorylation. Bases 145 to 1941 code for a protein of 598 amino acids. The transcript is spliced from 22 exons.